Messenger RNA from Haemonchus placei, 204 nucleotides. Lineage: Eukaryota; Metazoa; Nematoda; Chromadorea; Rhabditida; Trichostrongylidae. The record is from the annotation of a GenBank genome assembly.
AUGAAACUGUACGAGCGGCUGGUCGACUCAAAAUUGAGCGAAUUGGUCCCAAUCUCGCACGAGCAGUUCGGCUUCGUGCCUGAAAGCUCUACAACGGAUGCCACCUUCGUAGCGAAACCAGUUAUGAAGGAGUAUCGAGAAAAGCGUGUACCUCGCUACCUAGCCUUCCUCGACCUGGAGAAGGCAUUCGACCGUCUCCUGUGA